AUGUUCUUCACGUUAGGACGAGGUAAAAGCGUCCAGGCCGGCAUCACGGUCUGUUGCUUGAUUGCAUUCGUCCUCUUCGGAUACGACCAGGGCGUUUUCGGAGGCAUCUUGCACAACGACGACUGGCUCCGCCAAUUCGACCACCCCUCGGACACAUUGACAGGCUUCAUUGUAUCGUGUUACAACUUGGGAUGUCUCGGUGGCUGCGUGUUGAAUUUCUUCUUUGGCGACAUCCUGGGCCGUCGGAGAGCCAUCUGGCUGGCCAUGAGCCUCGUCGUCAUCGGUGCUACGCUGCAGACGACCGCCUUCCACGUGCCGCACCUCAUCAUUGGAAGAGUCAUCACCGGCCUCGGCACGGGUAUCAAAACAUCCACGGUUCCAAUGUAUCAAGCCGAACUCUGCGACCACACGACCCGCGGACGGCUGGUGUCCGCGGAGGUCCUGUUUGUAGGCGUAGGCAUCGUGAUCGCCUACUGGUUCGACUUCGGCAUGUCGUUCGUCGGCGGUGCUAUCGCGUGGCGUCUGCCGAUUGCCUUCCAGAUGGUGUUCGCCUUGGUAGUCAUCGUUCUCAUGUUCGCCCUACCCGAGUCGCCACACUGGCUCUUCAACCAUGGUCGCGAGGCUGAGGCUGUGGAUGUGCUUUGCAAAAUCUACGAUAUGCAACCUACGAAUGAUCACAUUAUCCGCGAGCGAACUGCAAUUACUCAAGCUAUCGGAUACAAUGGAGCUGGAAAUACGUCGAAGUCUCUUUUUAGUAUCUUCAGGAACGAUAACGUGCGGACUGGGUACCGCGUGCUGCUAGCGUGGGGUAUUCAGUUCAUGAACCAAGCAGGCGGCAUUAAUCUGGUUGUCUACUACAUCCCUUCGGUUCUCGUCCAGAACGUCGGCACAACGACCCGUACAGCUCAGAUCCUCGGGGGCUGCAUCAACAUGAUGUUCAUGUUCGGCUCCAUCCUUCCGUCUCUAGCCCUCGACCGGAUGGGCCGCCGGAAGACCAUGAUCAGCGGCUGCUUGGGCCUGAGCAUCUGUAUGCUCUUAGUCGCCGCCCUGCUAUCGCAAGCCGAAAGCCCCAACGGACAUGUCUUUGCGACGGCCUCCAUUGCCUUUUUCUUUGUGUAUAUGCUCAUCUUCGGCAUGAGCGUCAACUGCGUGCCGUGGGUCUACGUGCCCGAGAUCCUCCCUCUGGAGGCUCGGGCACGUGGAACGGCGUUAGGAGUUAGCUCCAACUGGCUAUGGAACUUCACCGUCGUUAUGAUAACGCCAGUCAUCAUCAACCGCCUGCAGUGGAAGGCAUAUUUGAUCUUCAUGGCCAUGAAUUUAUCGUUUGUGCCCAUCUUCUACUUUUUCUAUCCGGAGACGAGUAAUCUCCGUUUGGAAGACGUUGAUCUUUGUUUUCCAAGGGGGGCGACCCUGUUCAGAACGGACGGGAAAUGUCGAAGGUGGCUGUAA
Molecule: messenger RNA, 1449 nt
Organism: Colletotrichum gloeosporioides
Lineage: Eukaryota; Fungi; Ascomycota; Sordariomycetes; Glomerellales; Glomerellaceae
Product: Sugar transporter STL1
Exons: 3
Coding region: 1-1449 (482 amino acids)
Biological process (GO): carbohydrate transport; transmembrane transport
Cellular component (GO): membrane
Molecular function (GO): carbohydrate:proton symporter activity
Source: RefSeq, a predicted model, not a curated record